AUGGCCUUCCAACAAUCCGCCGCACCGCGGCCAAUUCUCAUUAAUGCGAAUCAGUCUCAGGAUUCAUCCUCUCAGACCCAAUUACGACGCUCGACAGUAGAAGAUUCCCAAGAAUGGGUCCUGUUCUCUCCGAGCACUGCAGAAUCAACCAUCACCCGCACUCAUACCAGUCAGACUGCGGGGGUAUCAAGAGUAAGCGAUAUAUCACUCAACACUGCUGGACGGUCUGGUAGGCUUGAGUCUUCCGUCUUUGAUGAAGAAGUCACGGAAGAUGGUGAACUCGACAGCCUAGACGAUGGAUUACAUGCUUUCAGAGAACCCCCUUUGUACCCAACCAUCUCCAACCAGACCCAGGGCGCAGUCUUGCCAACUCAUGAUGGUCUGGGCACCUUCCCUGCCUCCAGUCCUCCAGUCCUUGAACAAUUAUGGCAGCAUGAGGCAUACAACCCAAAACGAAAAUACGACGGACAUCACCGGCGGCCUUCUAGCGUGCAGAGGAGGCUUGAUACAAUCGAUGAGAUCGAAGCGCAGGCGAGCGAGGAGAAGCGCAUGCGGAUAGAGAAGUGGCGCAUGGAACAAAGUCAAGCAUUGAUGGACGAGGUGGAGCGGGAAACUAGACGACGACUGAGGAGGGGAUCUCGGCAGUCCAGUUACCAAGAGACACUGGCGUCCAUCAAUGAGGAUCUGCUCGGAACAACACCGAAGCAGAGCGACUAUCUAUCCAGACCUGCCGCAGAGCCCGAGGCCUCAGAGCCUUUCUGGCGCCGCAUCACGAAAAAGUUUAUCCGAGAUGUUAUCGGCAUUGAUGAACCGCUUCUGUCGGUAAUAUUUGGGGAGAGCCUUCCCGACGAGGCUUACGAGAGCCGGCCAUCCUCCAGCCAUGCUCUACCUCCUAUACCUGAACUACCGUCGGAAGGGCAGUCUGUGGAGGACUCAACGUGGAGGGACAAGCUCCUUCAACGCAUCGCCCGCGAAUUGGGCGUAUUUGUACAUCAACUGUCACCACAUCCAGGAGCCUUCACCACUUACUCCCAUAGCCCUGAUUAUGCCGGCAUGCCAGUCUCUGCGUCUCGACCCAAACCCCAGAUUUCACUGCCAACCAGUGAGGAAAUCCCCGCCAAAACCACCAUCUCAUCUGGCAUGACGCCUAAUUUUCCACCAACCGUCCGUGACGCGGCGCAUGCUGAGAACUGGGGUUUCGAGGAAGAGCCAGUCUCUACCACAUCGCCGCUCGAUUCAUCCAUGAGCCUUCAGCGAGAAAGAGAAUAUUGGGAGCGAGAGCUUGACCUGAAGAUGGUGUUUCGCUACCUCAAAGACCGGUUUGCGACCAGGUCGUCUGCUCAGUCUCCUCAGGCCUCAAGACAACCGCUCGAAGACGCCGCUACGAGAACGGCCAUCAUACGCCAGCACCAUCCUCUGGUGGCGCGGGCUCAGCGGUCUCCUGCGCGCUUGCGACGUGAGUCCAGGGCAAGCAUCAGACGACCUGCAAGUAGCUGCGCGAGCGAGAGCGUUCGGAGCAGCAGGAAAGCGUCCCUGGCGAAAAGCGGCUCAAGUCGAAACUACUGGGACAUUGGAGGAAGCGUCGGCAGCGGGAGCAUUCUGGCAAGUGGUGGGGCCUGGGGUGAAGUGUAG
Molecule: messenger RNA, 1632 nt
Organism: Fonsecaea nubica
Lineage: Eukaryota; Fungi; Ascomycota; Eurotiomycetes; Chaetothyriales; Herpotrichiellaceae
Exons: 1
Coding region: 1-1632 (543 amino acids)
Source: RefSeq, a predicted model, not a curated record